AAAAUGCUGCGCCGGAGAAUGCGCGUAGACCAGAAGGUGAAAAUAAACAUUGCUUUUAUUAGGCUAUAUGUACUUUUCCUAUUUACCGGUAGACUAAAAUAAAUAAAAUGCCAAAGUGCGUAGCGCUUGGUUGUAGUUUCGUGUCAAAAAGCAACCAGAAAAGCGAAAUAAGUCUACAUUCUUUUCCGAGCGAUGAGCCGAGGAGAACGGAAUGGCAAAAAGCCUGUGGAAGAACACAGCUCCCAAUAGAUCCGCGUUUGUGUUCGCAACAUUUCCUCAAUGAUGCAUUUGAGUUCUGUUCUCGACCGCGGUUGCUAAAUAAGCUAAAACAACGUAAUAGUGGCUUUAAAAGCAAACUGAAACCAAGUGCUAUUCCGACCAUCUUUUACCACGAGUCAGCUAAAUCGCUAAAGCAGACGAGAGCUAGAGCAUGUCGUAAAAAACUGGAGACGCUCGAUGCUCCUCAGCUGGGAUGUAAACAACCCACCACAGCAUCUGAAUGUGGAACAUUGGACACAGAGGACAAUCACAAUUCCCCGGUUUAUUUUGCACUACCAUCCAGCCCCGGAAACAAGGCUUUACAAGUCAGCAUAACAACUAAUGCAUCCCCUGCUCUGGAGUCGACGAGAGUCUGUGGUGAAGGACGAGACAGGAAACCUCACUGUGUGGCUUACAGAUGUGGCAAAACCGCAGAAGAUGAUGUGACUUUGUUUAAAUUCCCCAAAGACACUGAGGAAUUUUGUAAAUGGGAGAGACAGGUCCAGCGGUCCAAACCUAACUGGAUUGCCUCGAUCCACUCCUACCUUUGCAGCGAUCAUUUUGGAAAAGAGUACUUUGAGCAUAGACAACCUUCCACUGACAUGAAACUAAAGUCGGGAGCUGUUCCUACAGUGUUUGUCCGUCCUUCCUGCUCCUCCUGCAGUGGAGUCGGCUGUAAAAACUGCCUGCCUGUGGGCCAGCACAAGGGCAUCAGCGAUGAGACAUGGGCUGAACACAGUGAAGAGCAACCCGAUCAGGUUGGAGGAGUUGAGGCGAAGAGGAGGAGAAAAAUGAAAACAAUCAAACCUGUACAUACGAAAGUGGUUUGUGAGAUGUGUGGAACAACGGGCACAUUCAACACAUUCUUUUCAAAGACCAAACGAUUCUGUAGUUUGUCUUGCUCUCGGUCCUAUUCAUCAAACUCUAAAAAGUCCUCCAUACUGGCUCGUCUGAAGGGAAAGCCUCUCUCCAGAAAAGCUAUUGUGUUGAAAAGGAUGAACAAAGCUCCUUCCACUCCAAACACCUUUUCCCAGGCUGGAUCUUCAGAAUUCGACUGGGGAAGCUACUUGGAAAAGGAAAAUUCCCUGGCUGUGCCCGUCUCCUGCUUCAGACACGCUCCACAGUGUUCCCAUUGGGAUGAUGUGACUGUAGGGAUGAAGGUGGAAGUUCUCAACACCAAUGCAGUCCUGCCCAGUAAAGUCUUCUGGAUCGCAACUGUUAUCCAGAUCGCUGGAUACAAAGCCCUGCUGAGAUAUGAAGGUUUUGAGGACGACAGCAGCCACGAUUUCUGGUCCUGCCUGAUCUCAGGAGAGCUGAAGCCCAUCGGGUGGUCGGCCAUGACUAGCAAACUGCUGGUGCCCCCUCAUGGUGAGGAUGGAAACUGCAAUCUGAGCUGGAGAAGAACCAUUACAGACUGGAAGGAAUACUUGAUGAAGAAGCUCGUGGGCAGCAGCACUCUGCCUGUUGACUUUUACCUGAAGUUGGCUGAGAGCAUGAAGACCCCUUUUAAGUUGGGCAUGCAGGUGGAGGUGGUGGAUCCUAAGCACGUGAGCCAAACCCGAGUCGCCAUUGUUGACACCAUCAUUGGAGGACGACUGCAACUGCUGUACCUGAACCGGGGGGACUCCAGCAGCGAGGUGGAGACAUCUGACUUCUGGUGCCACAUGUUGAGUCCACUGCUCCACCCUGUGGGCUGGUCUACAAAAGUGGGUCAUACCAUUAAGGAUACGGUUGCAGAUGGUGCAAAGUGUGGUUACAACAGUUGGAGUAUCUUUAAAAGGCCCAGGGUGGUCUUCAUGGAAGGAGGAUUCUUCAAAGAAGGGAUGAAGCUGGAGGUCAUCGACCCUCUGAACCUGGGGAACAUCUGCGUGGCCUCAGUACAAAAGGUUCUCUUGGACGGUUACCUGAUGAUCGGCAUUGACACAACUACGUCUGCCAGCAGCUCCGACUGGUUUUGUUACCACGCGUCCUCUCACGCCAUCUUUCCUGCUGGGUUUUGUAAAAAGAACGACAUCACUUUGACCGUGCCUGCAGGUUAUGACUCUCAGACCUUCAGCUGGGAAACAUACCUGAAAGAGAACAGAGCUGAAGCUGCACCUGCACGACUGUUCAACACAGACUAUCCAGGUCAUGGUUUUGCCGCCAACAUGAAGUUGGAGGCAGUGGACCUGAUGGAGCCACGUCUGGUGUGUGUGGCCACGGUGAAGCGCUGCGUCGGCCGUCUGCUGCUCAUCCACUUUGACGGCUGGGAGGAUGAGUUUGACCAGUGGUUCGAUCACCAGUCUCCAGACAUUUACCCCGUGGGCUGGUGUGACCUGGUGGGCUACCAGCUUCAGCCUCCUCCAGGUCUUGUUGCAUUGAACACACAGCAGGCGGUGCGGACCAAGAAAUGCAGGCAGUAUAUCAGAAAAAAGAGAAGACGGUGUGGCAGGAAGAGUGUUACUGAUGAAACUGCUAAAGGUGGUGCUGGGCAGGUGUCAAAGGUCACUGGCAUUUUGAGUUCUUCAGGGUCAGGAGACUUUAGCCCACCUCCCAAUAUGUUGUUAGUUCAACCAAAGGCUGAGCCAGAGGAACAGGAAGUCUUCUCUGUGUGUGUCAAGGUGGAGGAGAUGGAGACGGAGAUAGCCAUCGAGCCUCCAAAGAGCCCUGUGCAGGUCUAUCCAGGUGUGGUCAAAAAGGAGGAAGUGGAGCGGAGUACAUCAGAAGAACAUGAGAAGUUUGAAGAGGACUGCUCUUCAAAUGUAGUGUGUGUGAAGAAGAACCCAGAGGAGGCAGAAGAACCUGAGGAGCAGGCACCGUGGGAGGAGCAGAGUGAGAAUGAUGAAGAUAUGGACCACCAGGUGCUGGACCAGAGAGUACAUGAGGAGAGCUGUUCUGAGCAGCAGAGACUGGAGGAAUAAAACAACUGAGUACAAAUGUGAAAAUAGAACACACUGUAUUUCUAGAAAAGUUGGUUCACUAAAUAAAAUACAUUUACUAUAAAUUAGAUUAAAAAGGAUCAAACAUA
Messenger RNA from Cynoglossus semilaevis (tongue sole), 3265 nucleotides. It is a transcript of the gene l3mbtl2, whose product is annotated as L3MBTL histone methyl-lysine binding protein 2. The record is from RefSeq and is a predicted model, not a curated record. Gene Ontology annotation, molecular function: chromatin binding; zinc ion binding. Gene Ontology annotation, cellular component: nucleus. Bases 108 to 3158 code for a protein of 1016 amino acids. Lineage: Eukaryota; Metazoa; Chordata; Actinopteri; Pleuronectiformes; Cynoglossidae. The transcript has 17 exons. Gene Ontology annotation, biological process: negative regulation of DNA-templated transcription.